Molecule: messenger RNA, 3015 nt
Organism: Condylura cristata (star-nosed mole)
Lineage: Eukaryota; Metazoa; Chordata; Mammalia; Eulipotyphla; Talpidae
Gene: FAM43A
Product: family with sequence similarity 43, member A
Exons: 1
Coding region: 898-2187 (429 amino acids)
Source: RefSeq, a predicted model, not a curated record
GCACCGGAGGGGGCGCGCUACAAAGGCGGGCAGCUGCCGGAGGGGAGCCCGGGACUGGAGUUGGACCCGACAGCAGGAGGAAGCAAUGAAGUAGCGGUCGUCGCGGGAGCCGACCAUGGGCGCGCCCCGUCCCCGGAGCCCCGCUCUGCCGGGACCGAGCCGGGCGGGACAGUGAGCCGGCGGAAUCCAAAUCCCCGGCGUCUGGCCGGCGUGAAGAUGCAGUGAGCCAAGGCGCUGCUGCUGCACGGGGCCAGCCGCCGCCAGCCGGACCCACCGUUUGAUCGCUCUUGGGGCAAGCAGCUGAUUUUGAGACCCGACCAGCUUGUUUCCAACACCCCCUGGGGGUGGGAAGCUCUGGCCCCUCGGCACCCUAGCCGUGGAGUUUCCGCGAUUUCUGGCGCUGGCCUCGGGGAGGGAGGGAGUGUGUGUGUUUGAGUGCGUGAGCGGGGGUGGCAAGGGGGGAGGACCCUCUUGACAUUCCCCGCGGUUUUCCUGCAGAUUCUCGCACCAUCCCGGCUGCUUUUAUUGGGGGCUUUUAUUUAUUUGCGCGCGCGCAUCUCUUUUACUAAGACAUUUUCCGCUCCACUCUCUCGUUUUGCUUGCCGGAGAUUCCGCCCUCGUCCUUUACGGGGCUGGGGUAAAUCUGUGAGUGCGCUUUUCUCUCUCCCCAGCACCCCCACUGCCGAAUACUUCCAUAUCUUUAAAAAACCUCCAGCCCUACCUCUGUGGGGUUCCCGAGCACUAUACGCUCCCACCCCCACGUCCAACCACCCGGCCACUCCCAACCGAGUUUUAUUUUUCGGAAUCGCCGGGCCGAGCCCAGCCGCGGCCGGUGGCUCAGCGGGCUCACACCCCGCGCUCCGCCGCCGCCCAGCUGCGCCGGGGCGCCCUCCGGAGAUGCUGCCGUGGAAGAAGCACAAGUUCGAGCUGCUGGCCGAGGCGCCGCCGCGGCAGGCGGCCAAGCCCAAGGGCUACGCGGUGAGCCUGCACUACUCCGCGCUCAGUUCGCUGGCGCGGGCGUGCCCCGAAGGCGCGCUCAGCCGGGUGGGCAGCAUGUUCCGCUCCAAGCGCAAGAAGCUACACAUCACCAGCGAGGACCCCACUUACACCGUGCUCUACCUGGGCAAUGCCACCACCAUCCAGGCGCGCGGCGACGGCUGCACCGACCUAGCGGUGGGCAAGAUUUGGAGCAAGAGCGAGGCGGGCCGUCAGGGCACCAAGAUGAAACUGACUGUGAGUGCGCAGGGGAUCCGCAUGGUGCACGCGGAGGAGCGCGCCCUGCGCCGCCCAGGACACCUCUACCUGCUGCAUCGCGUUACCUACUGCGUGGCUGACGCGCGGUUACCCAAGGUCUUCGCCUGGGUGUACCGGCACGAGCUGAAGCACAAGGCAGUGAUGCUGCGCUGCCACGCGGUGCUGGUGUCUAAGCCCGAGAAGGCCCAGGCCAUGGCCCUGCUGCUCUACCAGACGUCGGCCAACGCACUGGCGGAAUUUAAACGGCUCAAGCGACGGGACGACGCGCGUCACCAGCAGCAGGAAUUGGUGGGCGCGCACACUAUCCCGCUAGUGCCGCUGCGCAAGCUGCUCCUGCACGGACCUUGCUGCUACAAGCCGCCGGUGGAGCGCAGCCGCAGCGCGCCCAAGCUCGGCUCGAUCACCGAGGACCUGCUUGGCGAACAGCAGGAGCAGGAGCUGCAGGAAGAGGGAGACGAGCACACCGAGGGCUGCCUGGAGGAGGAAGAGGAAGAGGAGGAGGAAGAGGAUGGCCAUGCCGGGGUGGAGGACCCGGCGGCGGCGGCGGAGGAGGCUGAGGCGCAGCGGGCGCUGGUAGUGGCCAUGCACUUCGAAUGCGGGGACUUGUUAGACACGCUAGAGAGUGGCCGCGAGGAGGCGCUGGGGGGCGGCGGGGUCUCGCUGGGACCCGGGGCUGGGCCACCGCCUCUGCUCUUGGGCAGUGCCUCCGACAUGAAGGCCGAACUGUCGCAGCUUAUUAGCGACCUGGGUGAGCUCAGUUUUGGCAACGAUGUGCGCAGCCUGCAGGCCGACUUGCGGGUGACGCGCCUGUUGUCUGGCGAGAGCACCGGUAGCGAGAGCUCCAUCGAAGGCGGGGCCCCCGACGCCACCUCUGCCGGGGACCGGCCCUGUGUGACCAACAGCGCCAACCCAGAGGAACCCCCCACCGGUUGAGCUCUGUGCAACUUCCUGCGUGCCCUUGGCGCCCUACCGUGACUCCCCACUCAUCAUCUCCACAACCUCCCUCUCUCCCUCCCAAGAAAGGGGAACCGGGACAUAUGAGGCUCACAGUUCCCCCAGCCUCUCCCGGGUCAGCGCAUUUGACUCUGCUUGAAGUGGGACUCGGGUUUCUCAUGGAAAUGUGGGGAGAUGCUCGAGAGGGGGGUGGACCUCAGAAGGAGAAGGAGGUAGUCUUCUGAGGUAGGUGGUAAGGGAAGGGCCUGCUGAAGUGAGCAGAGACCUGCAGGUCUGAGGUUUCUGCCAGCCUGUUUCCUGUUUGGGGCAGCUGGGGCCUGAGUGGGAGAGGUUAACUUCCUCCCCAAGUCCCCCUAAAUGGGAGGGUCUAACACUGUCACUUGUCAUUUUACAGAAGAAUUUGCUCUCACAAUGUUUGAGGCUUUGAUGCUCCAGAGUUUUUUGGUGCAAGAACUUGGGUUGUUUACCUCAGCAUCAGACCCUUGAAAUUAUGCCAAAUUCCUCAAAUAACUGUUUGUGGUGAGGGGGAUGAAAGAAAGUUGCAUUUUGUUUACAGUUAAAGACAUCUAAUAUCUUAAAAAGGAGUUUUCCUUUAGAAACACACCUUCCUCCUGCUCAAAAGCUCUCACUCCAUGAUACUGUGUGAAAUAUUUUUGCACUGUUGUGAAGCAUUUUGACAUCUUUUAUUUUGUACAUGAACGGUGUUCUCAGAGCUGAAUGUUUAUAUCUUUUGCUGUGCAAAAGGGACAUGUAAAAUGUUGUUCAGUUGUAUAUACAGAAAUGUGUAUAAAACAUUUUGUUAUUUUU